AAGCCCCCCCACCUUUUGAAUUGACCUUUGGGGCCCCAAAACAGCAAAUCGGAAAGCUUGAUCUGAUGACACAACAGAACUGAAAAAUCGUUAAAAAUGUGGAAAUUUUUCCAAGGUAACGACGAAGAAGAGCAGCAGCAAGGUUACUUGCUUGAUGAAACUGAAGGUCUCUGCUCUCUCUCCCCCGUUCAGAGGGUUUAUGCGUUUGCUGCUUGUUCACUCUCUGGACUUGUUUGUAUGUUCCUGUCACUGAUUGUUUUUGCAAGCCCCAUCAAAUUUGCUUUAUUAUUUACCUUUGGCAAUGUGCUGGCUGUUGGAAGCACAGCUUUCCUCAUUGGACAUGGGCAGCAGCUAAGAAUGAUGUUUGAUACUGUACGAGUCUACGCUACAUCGAUUUAUUUAGGGUCUGUGCUCGUGGCUCUUGUUUGUGCUCUUUUGAUCCACAGCAAGAUUCUUACCAUUAUUGCUAUUAUUUGUGAAAUAUGCGCCCUUUUUUGGUACAGCUUAAGUUAUAUUCCGUUUGCUCGUCGGAUGGUUUCUGAUUUGACAGUUCGUCUCUUUGACACUGAAAUCUAGUUGACGACUUCAACGUGUGCCUAUUUUCCUGGGUUUUUUUUUUCUUCCGAAACUGGAAGUCGGUCUUUUCUUUUGUUUGGUUACCGCCCUUUUUUUUAUAACGGCAAAAUCCCGUUUGUUUCUUUCUUCGGGUAAUCCAAGUCUGGUAGUCUCUACAGUUUGUGUGGCUUUGUCAAAUUUUAUUUAUUUAUUUAUUUUGUGAAAAUGUUGAAUGCAGUCGUCGUCUUGACGUUUGUACCUCCGAUAUCGGUGUUCUUCGUGAUUUAUGAUUUACCCUAUAAAUUGAUUUUAAAUUUGUGGGAUCA
Erythranthe guttata (spotted monkey flower) is the source of this 881-nucleotide messenger RNA. Its product is annotated as Got1/Sft2-like vescicle transport protein family. Gene Ontology annotation, cellular component: membrane. Gene Ontology annotation, biological process: vesicle-mediated transport. Lineage: Eukaryota; Viridiplantae; Streptophyta; Magnoliopsida; Lamiales; Phrymaceae. The record is from RefSeq and is a predicted model, not a curated record.